CAAAUAGAUAGUCACUGAUCUAACUGGUAUUCUAAGUACUAACGGACUAAAUGUUGUACAUAUUUUACUUUUAUCACGUGAUAUAUUAUUUGACUCAAACUGUUACGACAAUAGAUGAGUAUAUACUAUGUGAGGGUGUUGACAAUAUCAAUUUGGAGUGUUGCCAGGCAUGUUCCAUUCAAAUUCUACAGGCGAAGUACGGGAGAACUAGUUCUAUAGUGUGCCCUCAUGUCACCGUGAACACGUCUACAGAAUAUGACUGUACCAAUCCAGCCUUCACUGCUGUGAGCGACGCUUGUAACGGAAAUCAGUCAUGUCAGCCCGUAUCCUCGAACACAGACGGUGAUCCUUGUCCAGAUGUUUUUAAGUAUCUGAACGUUACGUAUGAAUGCUUACAAAAAGAAAUUACAACAGUAAAGACAACAGCUAAUAUUGAUCAGACUAUGUCUGAUACUGAAACAGACCCUUUGGCUUAUACAGAAUUUACAACAGAAAAGACAACAGCUAACAUUGAUCUCACAACGCCUGAUACUGAUACAGACCCUUUGGCAUAUACAGAAAUUACAACAGAAAAGACAACAGCUAACAUUGAUCCCACAACGCCUGAUACUGAUACAGACCCUUUGGCAUGUCACUGUCCUUGCUAUCUAGUUGGACAAAACAAAUGGGGAUAUUUACGUGAUCUAGAUUUGUCUUUGGUACAGUUAGAGAAGGUCUUGAAACCUGAUUUAGAUAUAUUACAGAAACUUCUUGCGAUAAACAAGACAAACACUACAAUGAAUUUGCGAACCAAAUAUUCUGCAGCAGACGAUCGUAUUUCUGCCGUUUCUAUUGGUUAUGUAGGAGCUACAAUUAUAAGUCUUGUUCUUGCCUUUAUUGUUGUGAUGGAUUUGAUAGGAUUUUUUCGCUGAAAUUUUUUCGUAAUAUAAAAGAUUGUUAAAAUGUUUGACAUUUGUCUAAUCGUAGAUUGUCGUAUUUCAAUUAUUUGUGAGUUUCGAUUGCCCGCCUAGUUUGAACAUAUUCAUUCAUAGUGGAUUGAGAAUCAAGUUUUGCAACUUAUAUUAAUCCCUUCCCACUUUGCGGGUGCGAGUGCUGCCUUGUAGCGGCUUUAGCCUACUCUUUUUCGAAAUCUACAAGGGUGUCUUUAACGUGCAAGAUAUAUGGCUCUCUCUAAACACGGGUCAUCCAUUUAUCGUCCCCUCCCGACGGACUAUCAUCGUUUCUUCAAGCUAGUACUGUAAACCAGGAAAUUUUCGCGCCGUUUUUAUGUCGCGAUUAACUAACACAAUCUAAAUUCGCGCCGUUUUGAAUUAGCGAUUGCACAGUGGCCUAAAUAAAUAUUUGGAAAGGGAUCAGCUUUACAUAUAUCUUAAAUCAAGUGAUAAAAAAAUCAAAAAAUCUUAUAUUUUCGGUUCAUUAAUGUUAGAGUGGAUUUAAAGUUUGUCGUGGUUGUUUGUAAAAACACAUACACAAUAACAGAGAAGUAGCCUUAAUUAGGAGGGAAUUAAAAUAAUGUGUUUUCAGGAUUCAUGCUUAUUAAUCGAACUUUUGA
Messenger RNA from Mytilus trossulus (common blue mussel), 1552 nucleotides. RefSeq lists its product as uncharacterized. Lineage: Eukaryota; Metazoa; Mollusca; Bivalvia; Mytilida; Mytilidae. The transcript has 3 exons. Gene Ontology annotation, molecular function: carbohydrate binding. Bases 51 to 911 code for a protein of 286 amino acids. The record is from RefSeq and is a predicted model, not a curated record.